Messenger RNA from Caenorhabditis remanei, 2007 nucleotides. RefSeq lists its product as uncharacterized. Bases 1 to 2007 code for a protein of 668 amino acids. The record is from RefSeq and is a predicted model, not a curated record. Lineage: Eukaryota; Metazoa; Nematoda; Chromadorea; Rhabditida; Rhabditidae. The transcript is spliced from 9 exons.
AUGACGGAAAAAAGCGAACAAACGAAGAAUGGAAACGCGAAAAGUGCGUACACCGUCGGCGCGUAUGUUGGCGUCGAAAACAGGGCGACGAGUACGAGGAAAAUCGCCUCGACUCCACAAUCGACCACGUCGGCUAGAGAGAGACCACCGACUCUGUUGCAAACACCUGAAGGACAGUUGGCUUAUGUCAAAAAAGUGAGUGAAGCGCAUCACCAAAUCACUCACCGCUCUCCACACCUCCACACCCAUCACCCGAAUAAUCCGAUGCCAUCACGUCCACGUGCCCCCCUUGAAAUCCGAAAAGUGGUCGCCAUCGCCCACCAAUCGCCGCCACCAAUGGAAGAGGAAAUCGAUGUGUCGUCGAAUGGAGGGGCGGAGCUUGUAGAUCAUACGCAUAUGGAAGAAGUUGAGGAAGAAGUUGAUGACGUCGUCGAAGAGAUUCAGAGAGGAGGCGGAGGACUUGAAAUGAUACAGAAACAAGAGAAAAUGGAUGCUCAAAUGGUGAUGAAUGGAGAUUUUUCGGUGGCAUCGGAGGUGACGAUUAGUUCGAUGAAAUAUCAGGGAAGACCUUCUGGAACACAUGGGACACCACAAAUGAGACAAAAGCGCGUCUCAAACUUCACAGGUGAGACACUCAAUCUGAAAUCAUCUGACUUGUCGAUACCCAACAAGGCCGCCCAUUUCUUGUAUUUCCGUUGUUACGAAGAGCAUGAAGUUCAAAAAGAGUUCCCUCUGACGAUCGAUGAGAAUCGAAAAGGUCCACAGAAUUUCUUGGUGGAGCCACGUGUUGGACUCAAAAAUACGGAUUACUAUAUUGAUAGUUAUCUGUGGAAUCGAGGCAAAUCGACGAGUUCAAAAAAGAAAAUAUUCGUGGAAAUAGAGGGAAAUCACGUGAAAACGUCGAGACGUUCGUGUGAAACCGCACAUUAUGUGUUGAAUUGGUAUUACUCUAAUAUGGAGAAUCGUAUAUGCAAAAAGGUGUGCUGGUUGGAGACAGUGGCUGAUUGUGUGCGCGCGUCGCCCGUUCUUGUCCAAUACCACGUGAAUUAUCUAUCCGACAAUCCGAUUGAACUCAGAAAGACACCAAAACUCUAUAGUGACACUCGUUCGGUGGCUCAAGAAUUGUUGAGAAGUGACUCACCACUUCAGACUGUUCAGAGAUUUGUAGAGACUGGAGAAACGGAUCCCAGAGAGAUUAUUAAUAAGAAACAGGCGUACGAAAUGCGUCGUUACGUGAUGGCGAACGCCCGUAAACGUGGACAACGCAAAUUCGAAGAUAUGUAUUUCGACGAUGAGAUGUUCGAAGAGAUUUACUAUAAUGAGCACGGCGAACCGAUUAAUGUUCGAAAUACGACGAACAGAGGAGAACAACAGACGGAUGCGGGAAGGGCCGCUCAGUUGGCAGUCCGUAUGGAGGGACGUCGUAUCGAGAAUCGUAUCGCCCGAAUGUUGGAUAAUCGUCUUCCGGCGCCAAAGAACUAUGCCGACAUACUAUCGGAGUGGAUUGGAGCACUCGAAUCCACUUCUCAGGACAAUUUUCAUAUGGUAAUCCACGACGUGGUGAAUUCGAUGCGUAAACAAAUGGAUGAUAUGUUGGGAGGCGGAGAGCACGAACACGAAUUCCUAGUCGACGAACCGACGACUUCUGGAAAUUCUGGAAAUGCGGCGAAACGAAUGAAGUUGAUGGGAGAAGAGGAGGAACUGAAUCACGACGUUGUUGAAGAGGAAGAGGACGAGGAUGGACACACGACGACUCGUCGUGUUGAGACGACAACCAAGAGAUUUGAAGGCGAACGUUACAUAUUCGACGGCCAAGAAUACGUCGAAGAGGAAGUGAUUGCCGAAGAGAUUGAAGAAGUCGUCGUCCCAUCGGAUACUGUAGUCGUUGAUGAGACUACUGUAGUUGUUGGAGAGAGAGGAGACGCAGACGAAACGAAUGGAGAGGAGGGAGAAGAAGUCGUUCAUGAGGAGGUCGUCGUUGAGGAAACCGUCCCGGAAGAGCAUUAA